Hyalella azteca is the source of this 3794-nucleotide messenger RNA. RefSeq lists its product as uncharacterized. The coding region runs from base 505 to 1821 and encodes 438 amino acids. NCBI's taxonomy places the organism in Eukaryota, Metazoa, Arthropoda, Malacostraca, Amphipoda, Hyalellidae. Gene Ontology annotation, biological process: regulation of sodium ion transport. The transcript has a single exon. Gene Ontology annotation, molecular function: sodium channel regulator activity. The record is from RefSeq and is a predicted model, not a curated record.
AACCGAUGUGAUCAUUAGCAGAAAAAACAUCAAUUGUUGCAUUUGACGGUUGUAACAGAAUUUUAUCGAGACAUUUUGUUAAAAUACUUUUUGUUUUCUCUUUCAGUUGUGAACUAUUUAUGGAAUUCAAUUGACACUGCAGACCGAUGAACAGAAAUUGUUCACGUAAUCCCAAAGAGUCGAUUAUUUAUCGUGCAUUUAGUUAUUCUUUAAUUAAACACAGAAAAAAACAAUCGUAGCAAAUAUAUGUGUGUAACCAAUGGUAUUAUUUAUAAAAAUUAAUUCAGUCAGUAAGUUUUACAUGAAAUAAUGUAACAUUUACCGAGCAUCAUUCAAAACAGGAUUUGCAAAUAAGGCCGUGACCAAACAGACUCAAACAAAGUGCAGGGACUCGAGAAAUAAAGCAUAUUUGGGCUGCAGUGCUGCAGUGCCGACUGGCGCAAGAGUGUCAAUAACGGGCACUAGUUCCUUAUAAGAGUCCACUUCAUCGACCCAACCGCCGACAUGACGAUGGAAAAGAAGUUGUGCGGCGUGAUCAUGAUUUGUCAAAUGACUGCAAUACUCUCAGGAGUAGCAAUGCUGUACCUUGCAGUCAUUGUGAUAAUUCCUUCAAAAGAUGAGCUGCUCAUGGGAAUAAGUAUAGCACCUAUAAUGUGUUCCACAGUUCAAACUGAGAACAAUAAUCUCAAGACCAACCCAGAUGGUACGCCAAAGAAAUGUGAUUGGGCAUCGUGUAGAGAGUGGUGCCUUUCCAAAGACCCGGCUGUGUGCCUACAAAUCUACGUACGGCCGCGAUUGAGAGGUUCGAACGUCACCUUAGAAGAAUGUGAACCUGAACAAAUGGAUAAGGCUUGUUCAGCUUUGAAUGUAUCAGCCGCAGUGCCUUUUAGAUGCAGAACAGGUGAGUGUCAGGAUCUAGACGGCGUAUACAAUUGCUCCAAGCCAGACCCUAACGAGUGCAGAUUGAUGUCUCCGGCUUACGAAUGCCGUGCGCGGAACAUCAGUCGUCUUCCCAUAGUCUGCAACGAAGAGAAGUGUCAGACACGACUAAUCGGAGUCGUGUCUUGCACGGCAGGCGAAUGUCUCAGGCUCUAUGAUGUUCCACAUUACGAUUACUGCGAAAGAAAGUGCUCCAAUCUUGAGAUCGACAACAUCAACUCCAUGAUAUUCAGCAAGGAGAGAAUAAUAACUAGGAAGUGUAAGAAAGUCACAGCCUCAAACGGCACAGACGUGAUCCAAAAUCUUGGCAAAAACCCUAGCUGGCAAUCGGCUUCAGAAGUGUUGAUGCUUUUCUGCACAUACAUCACUCCUACCGAGAAUGGAUACCUCAUGGACGACUGCUUCAAUGCAACGCUUGGGGAAAUGAGAAGAAUCAGGGACAUGCGUGACUUCCGAGACCUGAUCAAGUACCAUAUCGCGACGGGCGAGACCCGCGGGUGGCUCAUCGAUCCCGAAGAGGCUCUGCAGGUCGUCAACGACACGAAACUCCGCAUCAACUCUGAGGCAUGUACGAACACCUUGAGCAAGAAAUGCACGCACUUUUUCAAGAACCACAGACACGAUGAACGAGAUGGGAGAACCAGAGACCGGUUCCCUUGUUUCUACACCAAAUCUCACAACGACUUCGUGAUGGCGGUCUUCAACCCUGAAGAAACCAAAAUGUAUCUUCUGCUGGCCACUUGCGUCCCUGCCUUCCUCUUCAUCCUCUCGUGCGGCUUCUUGUACCUUUGCUCGAAGCUGGUGAACCCUGACGACGACGGUCACCUCGUGCUCAAGACUCUUAAGAAAGAUCCCAUGCCAUCUGACGCGAGUGAUCUAUGAGACAUGACUGGGUUUUGAGCAUCUCUCUCUAACUAACACUCACGUGGCGGAGAGAGAGAGAUGUCCCAAUAGCCCUAAUAUGGUCCUCGUUAGGUGAUAAUCAGGGUGUUUGCAGACAAUUCUUUUCACUAUCGAUUACCCUUCAACUUCUUCUUGGCCUUUAACUUUCACUAGAAUUUUGUACGCAAUUUCCAUGCUCAAGUCUGUAUAUACUCACGAAGCUCAUGCAAUUUUGCGAUCUAUUUACCCACAUUCUUGAUAUAUUCGUGCAUCAUUAUCUUUAUUAAUGAUGAGCUCAGCUAUAGAAAUAUUAAUUUCAGCAAUGAUAAUUUGACCACGAUCUCCCUUGCUAUGGUUCAAAUUUGUAGAUUGUCCACCGGCUUCGCAUAUCUUUUUAUGAGCCAGCUCAGAUAAUUGUCUUGACGUAUCACUUUAUCAUUCUAACAAAAAUUUCAUCCUCGCAAAUAUCUCCAUAGAACUUAGGACUUAUGCUAACUUCCUUAGGUUGUGAAACCAGCGAUUUCCCAAGUCAGUCAAAAGUAUUAUUGUGCUGAAAUAUCGAAGCAACUUUCAAACGCACGAAAUUUUAGAAGUCUUAUAAUAUACUUAUUCCAGGUUUAUUUUUAAGCAACUUCGAUCAUUGACCAUCCACGUUUUGCAAUCAAUUAAUCUAUUUGCAUGAAAAAUUACAUUAUAAUUGAUUAUUAAUAAUUCUUUGCAUUUGACCAAGGCCAUAACGCUGCAUGGCCUUCGACGCCUUUAUCCAGUACGCUGUACAUAUAUUGUAAGCAGGAAUAGCCCCACUUCUUUUCUAUGAAACAAUUAUCUUAACGUGUAAUAGAUUUGAAUGCGAGAAAAUUAUAUCACUCUCAAAGCUGUAAUUAAGCUGAAGGCGUUCACUAUUUCGAACGGCCAAUGUAUUAGCUAAUAUCAUAAAAAAUAACGAAUAAUAGAAAUUCGAUUAAUAUUUUCUUCUUUACUCGCAACACGGCUCGCUAACAGUAGCAUAACCACAUAAUUAUUUCCAAGUAUAACGGAUACAUUAUAAAAAUAGAAUAAGCUACAAAGUAUAUGCUUGGUUCUUAGAAAGACCAUGGUCGGUCAUUGGUAAAGCUGCCAUAGCAUUCAAGCGAGUUUGUUCGUUAGACAGAAACAACAUUUUUCUCUGCGGGUCGCAAUCCAAUGCAUAGCUUUCAGUUAGCAUAGAAAUAGAAAUUGUUUGCCUCGACAGCUUUAUGUGAAUAUUUCCCUGCAGAGGUAGGUGAGUCGGUCUAUUGCCCGCUCGGGCAAUCCGAAUAAUAGAACUUUAAUGGUCCAGAGUCUCUGCCACAGCCACGCACCACUCUCGUUGAAAAUCCAAGCCUUAUUAAAAAGCCGACGUGGUGAUGCCGGCGGAAGCCAAAGCGGUAGUAAUUUACAAUGAGCAAAGUUUCUACCCCGGGACAACCAAUUAAGACUAAAACAUAUUCUCGUAAGGGUCACUAAUCAUUUUCCGGGGUUAAAUAUGUUUAUAUAAUAUAAUGGUAUUGGUGUGCCUAUUCCUCCCUGAAAAUUCUAUUCUAUUCUAUUCUAUCCCUCGGCCAGUUGAAUAAGGGUUUCCUAUAUUAAAGGGAACACUCACAUACCACUUAUUUAGGUAGCAAAAUAAAAGAGACGGAGAGGAUAUAACGGGAUUGUUUUGUGAGGUAUACGAAUCUUUAAGUAUCUUUACAUCAUCAAAUGAUGUCCUAUUCCUGACGUAAUUCAACAUCGAUGAACUGAAAAUUUUCGUUUCCCAGAGCGGGCAGGAUCGAUUGUUGUCAAUGAAUCGAAAUUCGUCCAUGUACUAAACUCGUUAUCUGGCAAUGAAAACUGUUCAUCUUCAGCAAGGGCACAGAGUCCCUCCGUUCACAAAUGAGGCUUGCAGUAAUUUUGCAAGCCACAGCGCUUUAUUUUGAAAAUAAUCAUCCACUGAUUAUUAAAUAUUUCUGAUA